GUUUGCAAUCUCACAGAAAUGGCUAAGACUGAUCAAAACCGUUAUCGUUUAGUGUGCUUUAUUGUUUCCGUUGCUCUCAACGUCUUUCUUAUAGCUAAUUUGUGCAUCAGUAGGAAGCCCUUAAGUUGGAGCACAACGGCGGCAGCAGAAGCAGAAGCUGUGGCGUCCAUUUCUUGCUCGGGCCAUGGUCGAGCAUUUCUGGAUGGAUUGAUUGAAAACGGCAAACCUGUCUGCGAGUGCAAUGCAUGCUAUGGCGGCCCUGAUUGCUCUCAACUUUUACCAAACUGUGUUGCAGAUGCAGACAGCGGGGAUCCAUUAUUCUUGGAGCCCUUCUGGUUGAAAAAUUCAGGCAGAAGCACUGUCGUGAUUCCGGGAUGGCACAGAAUGAGCUACGACUAUUCGGAUAAUUCUUACAUUUCACAAGAACUGGAAAAGAACAUUCGAAAGCUACAUGCCAUCACCAAGAAUGCAGUCACAGAUGGAAGAUACAUUGUUUUUGGAGCUGGCUCAACCCAACUCCUCAACGCUGCAGUUUACGCCCUUUCCAUGAAUAUGUCCUCACCUGCCAAAGUCGUUGCAGAAAAGCCUUUCUAUCCGGUUUAUAAAGAACAAACAGAAUUCUUCAAAGCAAAGCUGUUUGAGUUUCAUGGAGAUGCAUCCUUAUUGAGAAACGGUACUUCAAAUACUAUUGAAAAUGUGAUUGAGUUUGUAGCUUCGCCAAAUAAUCCAGACGGCAACUUAAAGAAAGCUGUCUUAGAAGGCCCUUCUGUGAAAACUAUUCAUGACUAUGCUUAUUAUUGGCCGCAUUACACCGCAAUUCCAGCCCCAGCCGAUGAAGACCUAAUGAUUUUUACAAUGUCCAAGUUAACUGGCCAUGCUGGGAGUAGAUUCGGAUGGGCUAUAGUGAAAGACAAGGAUGUAUACGAAAACAUGCUGAAAUAUAAGUCAUUGGCUGAUUCCGGCACAUCAAAGGACACUCAACUAAGAGCAUUAAAGCUCAUCAAGGUAGUUCUUGAAGAUGGUGGCCAAGGAAUUUUCAACUUCGCAUACAAAACAAUGAGAGGUCGAUGGACAAAACUAAACCACGUCUUGUCGUUGUCAAAGCGUUUCAAACUCCAAGAAAUCCCACCUUCGUUCUGCAAAUAUUCCCAAACAGUGAGAGGAGCAUCUCCAGCUUUCGCAUGGCUGAAAUGCGCCAAGGAAGAAGAUUCAAAUUGCCACAAAGUACUCCAUCAUGAAGCAAACAUCCUAGGCCGCGAGGGUGGCUCAUUUAAUGCAGAGGAUCGUUAUGUCCGUCUUAGCCUUGUGAAGAGUGCUGAUGACUUUAACUUACUAUUGGAUCGUCUGAAAGAGCUAGUAUCCAUGGAAGAGCAGAACCAAACUCUACGGAGCUCUUAAUUAGUUUUUAGACUAUGAAAUUUUGCAAGCAGUUAGUGUUGAGUCAAAUGUAUAUAUGAAGUUUCUUAGACUUCAUCAGAGAUAUAUAUUCUAUCAUACAGAUAGGGAAAACUAUUCGAAAAUCUGUUAGAGCACUAAAAGUAAGCAAUUUCGUAAGUUACUGGACCUAAAUAAAAAUGAACAUAGUUAUCGGACUAAACUUAAAAUUAGGCAUACUUAGCGGAUUA
Messenger RNA from Sesamum indicum (sesame), 1625 nucleotides. RefSeq names its product tryptophan aminotransferase-related protein 4-like. The record is from RefSeq and is a predicted model, not a curated record. Gene Ontology annotation, biological process: amino acid metabolic process. Gene Ontology annotation, molecular function: transaminase activity; carbon-sulfur lyase activity. Lineage: Eukaryota; Viridiplantae; Streptophyta; Magnoliopsida; Lamiales; Pedaliaceae.